Molecule: messenger RNA, 1351 nt
Organism: Carassius carassius (crucian carp)
Lineage: Eukaryota; Metazoa; Chordata; Actinopteri; Cypriniformes; Cyprinidae
Product: NADH dehydrogenase (ubiquinone) complex I, assembly factor 6-like
Exons: 8
Coding region: 569-1252 (227 amino acids)
Biological process (GO): mitochondrial respiratory chain complex I assembly; biosynthetic process
Cellular component (GO): mitochondrion
Source: RefSeq, a predicted model, not a curated record
AUUCACAAUCUGAAAUGCAAAAAUGUAAUGCAUGUUUGUUUUAAAUUAUAUAUUCUGGGACUCUCUUCAUUAAUGAAAAUUACGAUCAAGUCAUGUCAUAUGAACGACAUAAAUUCAGUGUGCAGGGAAAUCAUUUUAGUACUUUGCAUUUUUAGACAUUAAAUAAUUUGUAGGAAAUUAUAUAAACAUUUUUACAAAAUGUUUUUGAAACCAACAUGAGUGAAACAUUAAAAACUUGGCAAAUAUACUUUAGCGUAAAUCUUGACAUUUUAGAAAUAUUUGUCUUUGUCCCUUAUAAAGUAGUCUUUAUGUGAUAAUUGUCAUCUGCUUAUAGAAAUUUCAGUCUCUAUUUAGGCUUAGUUUAGUAAAUGUAGGUUAAUAACACUACAGAACACACUGAGUGAAUAACACUGUGCUGUCACCAAUAGGAAAAGGGACUAUGAGGGAUUUUUGUGUUCAUUGCUUUUUCCUGAGGCUGUUCGUCGCUCUGCACUGGCACUGAGGGCAUUCAAUGUAGAACUGGCACAGGCAGAUUAAGGACUCUGUUUUUCAGAAAACCAUUGGUUUAAUGCGACUGCAGUUCUGGAAGAGCGCCGUGGAGGAUAUUUACAGAGAUGACCCUCCAGUCCAGCCCGUCAGUGCAGAACUGUGGAGAGCAGUGAGGAAGCACACAUUAACAAGGAGGUGGAUGUUAAGGAUCAUAUCAGAAAGAGAGAAAGAUAUGGAGGACAAAGCAUACAGGAAUCUUCAAGAGCUGGAGGCCUAUGGUGAAAACACACAAUCCUCUCUUCUUUACCUGCUGCUGGAGACACUCGGUGUGAAAAAUGUCCAUUCAGACCAUGCCGCAAGCCACAUUGGCAAAGCCCAGGGCAUCCUGACCUGCCUGCGGGCGACCCCAUACAACAGCAGCAGACGCAAGGUCUACCUGCCAAUGGACAUCUGCAUGCUGCAUGGCGCGUCUCAGGAGGACUUCAUCCGUGGCAGCAGGGACCAGAGCAGCAGGGACCAGAACAUCAGGGACGUUGUUUAUGACAUUGCCAGCCAAGCCCAUGUCCAUCUCCAGCACGCUAGAUCAUUCAGUGAGAACGUUCCACAUGUGGCCAUGCCUGUCUUCCUGCAAACGGUUGUUUUGGAGGACUACCUGCAGAGAGUGAGGAAAGUAGACUUUGACGUGUUUCACCCAAGCCUACAAAAGAGGAAUCCAAUGCUGCCCCUUCAGCUGUAUUUACGGUCAUGGAAGAAGAUCUAUUGAUCUGUUUGAUUAAAACAUCAUCUGAUUGCUUCAGAUGAGCUCAUCUGUCAAACAAACCAAACACUUGUAAUAAAUCAUCUAGCUUCUAUAUGUUCUCAA